UAAAGUUUACCAGAAAUAGAAAUUGAAAGUGAUGCUGCGGUAGUCGUGUCAAGUCGCGUCUUUUCCAUAUUAUAUUUUCCCAAGGCUGUGGAUAGUCAAUGAGAUCGAUAAAGGAGGUGGACCCCUUGUACUUCUUAACUCAACAACAGUAGUCCAACAAUAGAUAAGCUAAAACGAUAGCCCUGAUGUCACGAAGUGUCUCAAUGUUCUACCGAAGUUGGAGUCUACCUAUCGGGAGUAGGUCACAAGGCCUAAGGGGUCUACUGAACUAUGGCCUGUCAUGCUGUGUGAAUGCUCUGCUGCAGUCCUUCUCUGCCACCUGGGAACUGGUAGAUCUUCUAGAAGGGUGGAACCCAGUUGACAAGGAGAGUGUCCCUCUGUAUCUGAGGAAGGUGCUAAUAGCCAUGCAGAGUGACCAAUCCCAGCCGGCUCCUCAUAAAGACUUCCUGCACUGCCUGGACAGAAAUUACAUCCGCAACCAUGUUCAGCAGGAUGCAGAUGAGGUAUUCCUCUCCAUUUUAAACCUCAUCCAACAACAGAUGAGUGACAAGGCCUUGGCUCAGGAGAUUCAGUCUCUGUACAAGGUUACCAUGGAGACAUACCUUCAGUGUCUAGAAUGUACAUACGUCGAAACUGGGAACAGCUUUCUGCUCAGCCUCCCCAUGCACAUAAGGGAGAGCCACAACUCCCUGGAGGACUGUAUGCGGUUUUUCUUCAAGCUUCAGGAGCUACGGGAUGGAGAUAAGUGCUACUGUGAAAGGUGUGGAGAGAAGACGCCAUCCAAACAGGGCUUCAAGCUCAUCUCCCUGCCCCCUGUCUUGUGUCUUCACCUGAAGAGAUUCCGUCAUUCCCAUGGUUACACCAGGAAACUACACUGCAAAGUCACCUUCCCAGAAACCCUGAACAUUUCUGAGAUCUUGACAGCAGAGGCACUGUCAGAAAGUUAUGUACAGAGUGACAGCCAGUACAGUUUGUGUGCAGUCAUAGUGCACUCCGGCGAUGCCAUGUUUGGACACUACACAGCAUACGUUCGUCACAAGGACCAGAGCUGGUACUACGCUAAUGAUCGUUAUGUACGGCAGGUUAGCUGGAAGGAAGUACAGAACACCUAUGGAGGAAGUCUGGGAGAAGACACAGCAUAUAUGCUGCUCUACCGACGAACCCCAGAGGGAAAGCAACAGGAGGGGUCCUCGGGCUGACGGAGCUAAAGGAAUGAAGGGUGGAGACUGGAGACCGUAGGAAUCAAGGACCAAACACAAAGUGCACAACUACCUAUUGGAGGGGUGUUGUCUUCAUGUAGCAUUGGGGAUGUCCUUUAUCUUGAUGAUUUUCACUUUAAAAUGAUGGUUAAUGGGUCAUUGUUUAUGUGCAAUUACAUGGAUUUGUUUAAGUAUAUUUGGUGCGGUGUGUAUAUGUUUUGAGGUUUUGUUUAUGCUGGAUACAUUGGACAUUCAUAGGGCGUUACUGAGCUUAGCCAAUAGGUGGAGGCAAAGACCCUUCACCCUGUCAUUAGUACAGUCAUCUUGUAAGCCCCAGAGACCACAGGUUCUGAAACCGUUCUGAAACCACUAUAAGACGGGUGGUUUGAAGAGAGUGCUGAGUUGAGGUAUUCUGGGGGAAAACCUGAAAAAGGCCAUUGACUCAUUAGUGAUAAUAUUUGCCUGACAUGGAAAACAUGUGACUCACCUUGUUUCAGAACAAUUGGUUUAUACAGUAGUUACCGGUACUCUGUUCUGUUUCGAUUUCACUACAGAUAUAAGGCUGUCAACAGAGAAUUAAACGGUCGUUUUCCCAGCUAGCACCUGAAAAUGCAUUGCGUCUUUUUCCAGUUACUGAUAUGAGCCCUGCAAGACCUAAAACACCCAUCGUAUGUGCCACAGGCUCUCUCAAUACUCAUACUUAAAUGUGGUUUGGAAUGACAUGCAUUGAAAUUUUAUGUUCUUGUAUAAUCUUCUCUGUUCUGUUAUUUUCUUAUCUUCUAUUUUCUUCUAUUCUCAUUUGCCUGUCAUCUUUCUCUCAGAAAAGGAGAGUGAUGCACAGAUAGAAUAUCUCCAAUCCACCUAUUCCUUCUCAACAUACUUUACAGUACAUGUACAACUGGUAUAGGCUGUCUGUCUGGGGAAUCUCACACAUAGUUAAUAAAAACUGUUCCCACUACCUUAGCCAAGACACUGAGGACCAGUUGAAAUGGUGUCCGUGUGCUCGCAGCCUGCCUCGCGCUGACAGAAUGGAAGACGUCUGCACGGUGCCACAGGUAGUAGCCUACGUGGGCAUCUCCCACCCACAGUCAGCGGACAGUAGCGGAGUAAUACAUUCAGUAUGUACAGUGGUGAUGUACAGCGCUUUUUACUGGCGUGUCACUGUUCCUUUUAGAUGUUGCAUUUCUAGAGUUGACGCUCGAAUCUACUCUCGACACUACAGAAAUGUAACAGUUUUGUAACUAAGUCUUAAACCUCACUCUUGAUUGGCAGAUAUAUAUUUUCGGGCUGCCCUCUAUAAAUGCUACUCUGUUUUUGAAUCAAAUCCAAUUAAAAGUCAUUUUUCACA
Molecule: messenger RNA, 2547 nt
Organism: Salvelinus fontinalis (brook trout)
Lineage: Eukaryota; Metazoa; Chordata; Actinopteri; Salmoniformes; Salmonidae
Product: ubl carboxyl-terminal hydrolase 18-like
Exons: 11
Coding region: 186-1199 (337 amino acids)
Biological process (GO): protein deubiquitination
Cellular component (GO): nucleus; cytosol
Molecular function (GO): cysteine-type deubiquitinase activity; cysteine-type endopeptidase activity
Source: RefSeq, a predicted model, not a curated record